Messenger RNA from Cherax quadricarinatus, 1502 nucleotides. RefSeq names its product mucin-2-like. Gene Ontology annotation, biological process: anterior/posterior pattern specification; regulation of transcription by RNA polymerase II; regulation of neurogenesis. Gene Ontology annotation, molecular function: RNA polymerase II cis-regulatory region sequence-specific DNA binding; DNA-binding transcription factor activity, RNA polymerase II-specific; protein dimerization activity. NCBI's taxonomy places the organism in Eukaryota, Metazoa, Arthropoda, Malacostraca, Decapoda, Parastacidae. Gene Ontology annotation, cellular component: nucleus. The record is from RefSeq and is a predicted model, not a curated record.
AUGGAUUCUGGGACUACUAGCAGUGUUCUAGAGGGCGCUCUAGCCUCCAGAAAUGACACUAGAAAGAGUAAUAAGCCAUUGAUGGAGAAGAAGAGACGUCAACGUAUCAAUCGGUGUCUCAAUGAGCUCAAGCUGCUGGUCCUGGAGGCUCUCAGGAAAGACCCGUCCAGAUAUAACAAGCUAGAGAAGGCAGAUAUCCUGGAAAUGACAGUGAGGUACGUCCAGGCUCUACAUCAAGAGGGUGGCAGAAGUGUGGGCGGUGGGCGGCUUAUGGGUGGUGUGCGGCCCAUUGGCGGCGACGAGAAGGCUAAAUACCGAGCUGGGUUUGUGCAGUGCGCCGUGGAGGUGAGGAGGUAUCUGGCGGGGAUAAGUGGUGUUCCUGAGGACCUCCAUUCAAAGGUGAUCUCCCAUCUUAACUCUGUCAGCAGCGGUGUUACAGGUGGGCAGGGCGUGCCAGGGUGUCCCAGCCUGAUGGUGGGUGGUGGUGUGGUUACUGUGGCACCACCCAUACCCGCCCAUAUGCCCACUACAGCACCACUGGUAGUCACAACUACCACAGACUCCACCACUGGCGGUCACAGACAGGAUGGAUCAUUCGCAAUGUCCUUCAAGAACCCCCAGACUUCGAUGUUCCCAGAAUCGCCGAAGUCCGUGACGAUUGGUGGUGGUAUCACCUUAGUGCCAGCUAGACUUGCUUCCGGACAAGUGGCCCUUGUAGUCCCUCCUGGCACUGCUCUUCCUAUCGAAGCCUCAAACACAAGAUCUUCCACUCCUCUCACCGAUAGUAACAAUCUUGUCAACAAUGAGUCUCUCAGAAAUAUUACUCCAUUUAUUCCCUUUAGGUCCUCACGUAAGGCAGACGCUGGAACUGGAGCGGGUGUAUUGUCCUCAACUAAUGUCUUCCCUAAAGACACGUUUGUAGCCUCUUCUCACUCUUUAAGCGCCUCUGGGUUACCAGCCAGUCAUUACACUUCUCAAAUUAUCACCUUGAGUCAUCCGAAAAUCUUACCACGGUCGCUUGAUGUAGCAACUGUCACGUCUUCCAGUCAGGUUUUGUCUACCAGAAAGAUUACAGUUGUUCCUGGAAAGAGUAGUGUCCACCUUCCCGAUGCUAUGACUGUAGCUUUGCCUGAUUCAUUGAUGGUGAGUAAGGAGAACUGGGGUACACACAUCACCAGUGUCCCAACACACACCACCAGUGUCCCAACACACGCCACCAGUGUCCCAACACACACCACCUAUGCCCCAGUACACACCACCAACACAACAACUCACACCAGCAACCCCAUAGCACACACCACCAACACAACAACACACACCACUAGCUCCAAAGCAUGCACCACCAGCACCACAACACACACACCCAACACCACAUCAUACAUCACAAGCCCCACAACACACACCACCAGCACCACAACACACACACCCAACACCACAUCAUACAUCACAAGCCCCACAACACACACCCAGCACCACAUCACACACCACUAGCACCACAGCAC